Molecule: messenger RNA, 1263 nt
Organism: Rosa rugosa (rugosa rose)
Lineage: Eukaryota; Viridiplantae; Streptophyta; Magnoliopsida; Rosales; Rosaceae
Product: ethylene-responsive transcription factor ERF113-like
Exons: 2
Coding region: 380-1180 (266 amino acids)
Biological process (GO): regulation of DNA-templated transcription; ethylene-activated signaling pathway
Molecular function (GO): DNA-binding transcription factor activity; DNA binding
Source: RefSeq, a predicted model, not a curated record
UGUAGAAACCCUAUCUCUCGAUUCUGUUCUCCACCGCCCCAUUCUUGUCCUCUCAUUCCUUCUUUCUUCCUCUUUCUUACAUUUGUUUUCUUCUUCCUCUCGAUCUUUAUUUCCUGUAGUAUAUAUGCAGAUCGAUACAGAGCAAAGCUAAUAAAACUUUCUAUAAGUUGGAUCUGCUGCCCGAGCUUGAUAGUUACUUAGAAAUUAAUCACAUAAUAGACUAAUCAUCGAUACUAAUAAACUGGUCGAUACAGUGGAUCGGAAACAUGGGAAGAGGCCACUUCCUUCGAAUGAAUCGGAGAAGAAAGAGGAGGAGGUGGAGUAUCAUCGAAAUAUCUUCCCGGUUUACUCAAGUAGAUCUCAACAGGAUAAUUCUGCCAUGGUAUCAGCUCUAUCUCAGGUGAUUGCAAACACUCAUGAACAAAACCCGCUUCAACUUGAUCAUCAAGUUCAUGGUAUCCCACUAAUAAUUUCAGCAGAUAAUCAAGUUGAGCAAUCUAAACCUACAGUAGUUCUUCAAGCUCAAGGGAAUAUGAGACAACACUAUAGGGGAGUGAGGCGGAGGCCAUGGGGGAAGUGGGCAGCCGAGAUUCGUGAUCCGCAGAAGGCAGCUCGAGUGUGGCUCGGGACUUUCGAAUCAGCAGAGGCUGCAGCACUUGCUUACGACGAAGCAGCUCUCAGGUUCAAAGGAAGCAAGGCUAAGCUUAACUUCCCCGAAAGAGUUCAAGGGAUCAGCCCUAGUACUUCAAGUGGUCGCUACCUUGCAAUAAGUAGUACCGAUCAUGAUCAGCGAGUAGACAAUUCAGCUCCUCCAGCUGCGCCGAUUUCUCAACCAACAACCUAUAGUAUUCCAAAUGAUAUUAAUUUUGAUUAUGAUGCACAACAUCUUGGGAGUAGUACUACAAGUAACAGAAAUGUGGAUUUCGGUGUAUCAUCAUCUCAAAACUACGGACAAGAAAGAAUUAUGCCGGAGAUUAAUGUACCAACGACUUCUUCUUCUACAUCCUCGGACUCUUCCAUGCCAUCUCAUCAUCAAGAAGUACGACUACAGCAGCAAGGAGAUCAGCAGCAACUCUUAAGGUUUCCGAUGAUGCCCCUUGGCGGUUCAUCUUCGAGCUCAUCAGAUCCUCCUGCUAAGUACAGGAGAGACUCCUCUGGGAGCGGUGACUUUAGAAGAUGAUAGUGAAUAUGCACCAUGAUACUAUAUAAGGAUCAAGGAUUGUAAAACUAUAUCAUAAAUGAGUACGAGUAUCUGUUUCUUUA